Ictalurus furcatus (blue catfish) is the source of this 2316-nucleotide messenger RNA. It is a transcript of the gene fgf8a, whose product is annotated as fibroblast growth factor 8a. NCBI's taxonomy places the organism in Eukaryota, Metazoa, Chordata, Actinopteri, Siluriformes, Ictaluridae. The coding region runs from base 1684 to 2316 and encodes 210 amino acids. The transcript has 5 exons. Gene Ontology annotation, biological process: embryonic heart tube development; regulation of cell migration; neuron differentiation. Gene Ontology annotation, molecular function: growth factor activity; type 1 fibroblast growth factor receptor binding; type 2 fibroblast growth factor receptor binding. The record is from RefSeq and is a predicted model, not a curated record. Gene Ontology annotation, cellular component: cytoplasm.
GGUCUUUCAUCUUGAAGAAGAAGAAAAAAGAUACGACUGAGCUGAAAUAAAUAAAUAAAUAAAUAAAUAAAUAAAGGAGAACUUGCCCGAUGUCUCCCUGUGCAUUAUUAUUAUUAAUCAUGUGAAGUGAAUCGUGUUAUUAAUAGCUUUAUUUUCAAUCUCCAUUUGAAGAAUAUGCAGAGAUUCUUACAGCAAGAGAAAAGUGUGGCGUUCUUGACGGAGUGACGAAGGGGUCCGAUUAAAGAAACACUAAUCGUCUGUAAUCCUUUUAAUGUCUCACACUUCUCUUUGACAAUACACAAGUCUGGAUGGAGCGAGUUGUGGCGCUGCACAAUGGCCUCGGUUUCAGCAGACAGAUCCCAAUUAACAAAGUUAAACUUGCUCCUGAGUUACUGAAAGGCUGCCUUACAACGCAUUCUGCCUUACCCUACUGAACUGUGUCCAAUAAUAGGUCAGUUAGUACUGUAGUAUGACUAUUUAGUAGGUUUCAAUCCUUUUUUUUUUUUUUUUUUUUUUAAAGUAGGUCUUUUAUUUAUUUAUUUAUUUAUUUAUUUAUUUAUUUAUUUAUUGAGGAGUAAUGAGUUUUCAUUUCCAGUAAAACACACUGGACAAGUUAUAAACGCGUGGUGCUUUUGCUCAGUGAAGUCAACAGGAGAGGAUUUAUUAUUCAGUGUGUGUCCACAUUUACCGCAAACAGGCGCACAAACGCCUUUGUGCGCUCUAGGCCUUCACAGCUCUCGUUAGUGUUCAUCCUCAGCUCAGGUGAAGUAUAGGCUAGUUUAAAUUCAUGGGGGGAAGGGAGGGGGUAAAGGGGGACGCUUUUGUUCUGCUGAAAAAGGGGGCAUGUUCCUCCAGGACCAACCUACCACUUUAACCGCGGCUGUAAAGCGCGAACGGGGUUGACAUUGGAGCCUGCAUGGGAAUGGGAGAAGAGGAGGGGAUAAGAGAGGCUGCUCAGUCCAGCAGCACCGUGUCCUGAAGAGACAUCAUCAUCAUCAUCAUCAUUAUCAUCAUCAUCAUCAUUCUCAUCAUCCUCAGCAGCAGCAGUAGUGCGGGAUGCAUCGUCCUGAUUCCACACACUGACACCCAAACGGAGUUGUGUCCACAGCAGGGACAUCCGACCUGGAGAAAACGUCAACGCUGGAAAUACACGCAGCAGCGAUUAUUUAGCUGUCGUUAUUUUAUUUUUUUUAAAUGGACAACAUGACUCUAGUAGUUCUUAUUUAAGUUAUUUUUUACUUGAAUGCUAUCAUUAUAGAUGCGUUUAGUAUAAUAACUUGGGAAGCUCAUACUGCACGGACUCGAUUGUUUUUUUGUUUCGUUUUGUUGUUGCUUUUUUCCCAUUAAGUGCACUUAAGUCUUUCUCACUGAGCAGUAAAUUGACCGCUGUCGGUUCGGGCUCGUCUCAAACCUACUUUUUUUUCUGCCUGCGCCGUUUUUGUUUUUUUGUUUUUUUCGUGUGUUGAGGCGUCCUUCAUAUUUCGGAUUUUCCUCUUCUGCUCCUAAGCAGAAUUUACAGGCUACUGGUCGCAUCCUCGUUCUGUGAUCCAUCCUUUGGAUGUCCAAGAAGAUCGACCUUUUCAGGGAGAGGACCUUGUCCAUUUCCACUGGGAGACCCUGAGCUGUUAUCUCUUCAAAUCACACGCUAAUUUGGUCUGCCAACUUUUAUCUACGAGGUCAACAAUGAGAUUAAUUCCGUCACGAUUAAGUUAUCUGUUCCUUCACCUCUUUGCGUUUUGCUACUAUGCUCAGGUAACCAUUCAGUCCCCGCCUAAUUUUACACAGCAUGUGAAUGAGCAGAGUAGGGUGACGGACCGGGUCAGCCGCAGACUCAUCCGGACCUACCAGCUUUACAGCAGAACCAGUGGCAAGCAUGUACAGGUCCUGGCCAACAAAAAAAUCAACGCCAUGGCCGAGGACGGAGAUGUGCACGCAAAACUCAUUGUGGAGACAGACACAUUCGGCAGUCGAGUUCGAAUUAAAGGAGCUGAGACAGGAUUCUACAUCUGCAUGAACAGGAGAGGAAAGUUGAUUGGCAAGAGAAAUGGUCAGGGAAAAGACUGCAUUUUCACAGAGAUAGUGCUGGAGAAUAACUACACAGCUCUCCAGAAUGUAAAGUAUGAGGGCUGGUACAUGGCAUUUACACGCAAAGGAAGACCUCGCAAGGGCUCCAAAACCAGGCAACACCAGCGGGAAGUGCACUUCAUGAAGCGAAUGCCCAAAGGACACCACAUCGCAGAGCACAGACCCUUUGAUUUCAUCAACUACCCUUUCAACAGACGGACUAAACGAACCCGUUACUCAGGAGAGCGCUGA